This is a messenger RNA of Sorghum bicolor (sorghum), 1618 nucleotides long. RefSeq names its product nicotianamine aminotransferase A. Gene Ontology annotation, molecular function: transaminase activity; pyridoxal phosphate binding. The record is from RefSeq and is a predicted model, not a curated record. Lineage: Eukaryota; Viridiplantae; Streptophyta; Magnoliopsida; Poales; Poaceae. The transcript has 7 exons. Gene Ontology annotation, biological process: biosynthetic process; amino acid metabolic process. Bases 73 to 1359 code for a protein of 428 amino acids.
CGCCUGGCCAACGAGUUGAGUACGCCGCGCCGCUGUACGCGCAGGCACCCGCACUCCUGCUCCUGCGCGCCAAUGGAGGACAACGGCGGCGGCGAGGUGGCUUGGCGUUUCGGGGCGGCCAACCCAUCGCUGGAGGCGGCCAGCGCGCUGAGCAUCCGCGCGCUGGUUCAUCGGCUUUAUGGCUGCGUGGACCGGAACGACCCGAGGCCGCUCGCGCCGCUCGGCCACGGUGACCCCUCGCCGUUCGCGUGCUUCCGCGCAGCCGCCGCGGCUGAAGAGGCCGUCGCCGCUGCCGCCACCUCUGGGAAGUACAAUAGUUACCCCACCGCCGCCGGCCUCACCGAGGCGUGCAGCGCUGUGGCUGCAUACCUAUCUCGAUACCUCCCCUACGAGCUGUCGACAGGCGACAUUGUCCUUACCGCGGGCUGCAACCAUGCCAUCGAGAUCAUGAUGGCUGUCCUUGCCAUGCCGGGCGCAAAUGUAUUGCUGCCACGGCCAGGAUACCCAAUGUACGAAGCACGCGCAGCGUUGGGUGGGCUAGAGUUCAGGCACUACAAUCUUCUUCCGGACAAAGGAUGGGAGGUUGACAUUGAAGGUGUGGAGGCCCUUGCUGAUGAGAACACCGUUGCCAUUGUUAUGGUCAACCCGAAUAACCCUUGUGGGUCCGUCUACUCCUAUGAGCACCUGACCAAGAUUGCAGAGACAGCAAGAAAGCUCGGGAUAAUGGUAAUCUGUGAUGAAAUUUACGAGCAUUGCACAUUUGGAAGCAAGCCCUUCGUGCCCAUGGGUGUGUUUGGUGAGAUAGCUCCUGUGGUGACGCUGGGCGGCAUAUCCAAGAGGUGGAUGGUGCCUGGUUGGCGGCUUGGUUGGAUUGCAAUGACUGAUCCAAAGGGAAUCCUCAGGAAGAAGAAGAUUCUUGAGUCCAUCAUUAUCUACCGUGGCAUCUCAGUAGACCCAGCAGCAAUUAUUCAGGGAGCUAUACCCCAAAUCAUUGCAAACACGGAUGAUGUUUUCUUCACAAAUGCUAUGAACACGAUGAGAGAGGCCGCAGAGAUAUGCUACCAGAGGCUAAAGUGCAUGGAGUGCAUCACUUGUCCUCAUAAGCCAGAGGGAUCCAUGUUUGUCAUGGUAGAGCUGGAUAUCUCAUAUUUCAAUGGCAUCGACGACGAUAUUGACUUCUGCACCAAGUUGGCCAAAGAGGAGUGUGUUGUGAUCUGCCCAGGCAGUGGGCUUGGGAUGAAGAACUGGCUCCGUGUAACCUUCGCGGUAGAUCCUCCUCUGUUGGAGGAUGGGAUGGAGAGGCUCAAGUCUUUCUGCCUGAGGCAUGCAAAACCCACUAGAAAUCAUGCCACCUCAUGAUCUGUUAAUAUAAAUAAUAUUCUGUCAAUUGCAUGGAUGAUCCCUUGUGAUUAAAUAAAGAUGUAUAUUUGGUGUUGUAACACAUAUGGACUCCAACCAGGAACGAAAGGGGGAUGAAUCCCAAUUCUAGUCCAUUCUUUACGUGGACUCUAUCACUCUACCAAACUUUUGGGCUUUGUUCGGACUAUAUAUACACAACACUGUAAUUAUAAAUAUUUUUUUGACUGAACGUAAUUAUAAAUAUUUGGUGACUAAUGAA